Messenger RNA from Dibothriocephalus latus, 591 nucleotides. Lineage: Eukaryota; Metazoa; Platyhelminthes; Cestoda; Diphyllobothriidea; Diphyllobothriidae. The record is from the annotation of a GenBank genome assembly.
AUGCUGACUGCGUCUGCCGGAGGCGCCGGCGUCACUCCGGGCGCUCCAUCGGUCGCCAGUGCCACGAGGACGCCCUACGACUACAAAACUGUCUUCAGAUCCUGGCUAGCUCGCCCUCCUCUCAUCAGUGACGACCUUUCCUUCUGGAGUGAUCUUCUCAGUUGGCGCCAGGUGGUGUUUGAAAAUAUCAUCAACUGUGGAGCUAGUUCACACAAAUUCGGCCAGGAAAGAACCAAUUUACUCGCAGCGUGUCAGCGCGAACUGGCUCUCUGUCAGAUUCAAUUGGUGCGUGGAUACCGAAAAAAUCGACUCCCCAGUCUUGCUCAACAGAACCUGGACAGAGGCGAUGAGGCGACCAAGAAUUUCGGCUACGCUACGCAGAUGCAGGACAAUCUGCACAAAGUUUGGUCUGUAUACGGCGACUUUCUGGAAAAUGUCUACUCAAGCUACCCUGCAGCAAAACGGGAAAUUGCCGUGUCGACUACGGGCAUCUUUGCCAUGCAAGCUCUGAUGGAAGCCGCGACAGUUGCAGGCACCUCGCAACAUCUGUCGCACUCGGACCUAGCCAAGUGCAUCUGGCUGCUCACACUC